Messenger RNA from Knipowitschia caucasica, 954 nucleotides. The record is from the annotation of a GenBank genome assembly. Lineage: Eukaryota; Metazoa; Chordata; Actinopteri; Gobiiformes; Gobiidae.
AUGACCUUAGAUUCUCUUGAGGCUCGGUUGUGGUCCAUCGCAGCUCAGCCUAACAACACGGAUUGCUCUGACGCAGAUGGCAUUUGUCCAUUACGUUGUGACAGCGUUGAUAUUCAGUGCUACGUGAUUGACAAUAAUGGCUUUGUCCUCAUUUCAAAGCAGCGCAAUGAUGCAGGCCGAUUUCUGGGUGAGCUGGAUGGUUCGGUGAUGACGACGUUGAUACGAAUGGGCAUGUUCAAAAGAGUGUCCUUGUUUGACUACCAGGCCAUGUGUAAGAUGCACUCUCACUCCGUCAGCAGCGGGCGCCACAUCAUGAGCCCGCUGCACAGUUUGGCUUCUGCUCUCAAGUGGUUCUUGUCCAACUUCCUGCUGUUUCUUCUCGAGUUUAAUAUCUGCAGUCUCUGGCACACGGAUCACUUUGCUGAAGCGUCUCUUCACAAGAGGAAAGGAGAGAUUCUUCAGCCAUGUGAGACAGAGUACCCCAGCUUUGUGUACGAGCCCUCUGUCAGAGAGACCAACAGCAUCAUCAAGUGUGGCCGCUGCCAGAAGUCCUCAGGGUCCCCUGAGGAGUGCCUCGGAUUUCACCCUGUCUUCAUUUACCAUGGAAAAGGGAUGUUCGUGGUACAGCAGGUCCCAGACACAAACCUGCUCUUGCUCGUGGUUCAGGCCGACUGCGACUGCUCCAAACAGUACUCCAGCAUCACUCUGGCCCCACAGGAAUUGCUGCUCCUUAACAUGGCUGCACAUAACUACUCCUCUAAAUGCGAACGAAUGAGGUCCCAGAAGAUCCGCAGGCGCCCAGAAUCAUGCCACGCUUAUCAUGAGCAGGAGAACGCCAACGACUGCGGAGGAGCGUCGGCCGCGUCACUGACCACAUGGCUCUUUUUCCUGUGUUGUGUGGCUUCGGUCCUGGUCCCCUCAUGGUCUCCUGAGGGUCUCCUGAUGGUCUCCUGA